AUGUCUUCAAAGGUAAUCGUCCGAUCUCCCGAAUCCAACGACAAACACGGCAAACCCACCAAGUCCCGUUUUCCUUGUUUUCCCUCUAGAAAAAGUAAAAAAAAACCCGACCCAUGGGUUGUCCUCAUUGAACAAGAUCCCAAACAAGAUCCCAAACAAUAUCUCAUCCCCACCGGCAUGAUCGACCACCACUUGGGACUACGCGGCGAGGUCAUGAACGGUCUCCAAAAAAGUUUCGGCCUCGUCAUAUCUAGAAAGGAGAUGACAGACCUGACCGAUCUCGCCGCCGGCGGCGAUGGCUCGCUCAAGUCCUUCUCCCACUCUGACCCCCUUAACCCCGUCUCCAACAAAGACCUUCUCCAAUCCCACAACGCAAAGGACCCGUCCGCCGGUGCCUGCGACGAAAACGUCCGGAUCUUCUUCCACGCCCGCAAUAUUCAUGAGGCUUACUUCGACUUUCUGGAGAACCACAGCGAUAAUAAAGUCAGUACCGUGCGCAUCUGUAAGUUGAAGGACCUGCGCAAGAAGGCUUGCAAUGAUGCCAACGCGUUGUUGGCGUUGCGCCUGUAUAGUAAGUUUAAGGAGAGGUUACCGGUCCGGAAUCAUAUGAAGGAGUCACCGUGGUUUGAUUCGGAGAUUAGUGCUCGUGCGUGGCGGGAAUGGCCGGGGAGUCUUACCAUGGAUUAG
Molecule: messenger RNA, 687 nt
Organism: Pseudovirgaria hyperparasitica
Lineage: Eukaryota; Fungi; Ascomycota; Dothideomycetes; Acrospermales; Acrospermaceae
Exons: 1
Coding region: 1-687 (228 amino acids)
Source: RefSeq, a predicted model, not a curated record